Messenger RNA from Saccostrea cuccullata (small rock oyster), 715 nucleotides. RefSeq lists its product as uncharacterized. NCBI's taxonomy places the organism in Eukaryota, Metazoa, Mollusca, Bivalvia, Ostreida, Ostreidae. Bases 107 to 574 code for a protein of 155 amino acids. The record is from RefSeq and is a predicted model, not a curated record. The transcript is spliced from 3 exons.
GUGACCAAGAUAAGAUUUUUGUCUACUGUGAUUUUUCACGCGAGAAUUUUCGAGAUCAAGUUUCGGUCAACUGCGAGGACAAAGGCUCUGCUUUGUUUUGAACUACAUGUUUUCUUUGUUCGAAAAUAGUCCUCUAAAAUGGAUCUUAGUUUUCGUUUUUCUCGAUUUUGCAACAAGCAUUAAUUAUACAGAUAUUCAGUUAGACACAUGGGAAUCAUGGGGAGACUGUAACGUCACUUGUGGUCAGGGUCACCAAACAAGGUCACGAACAUGCCCCGACUUGCAAACUCUAAAUAAUUGUUCCUUGUCCAACACAGAAGUCCGAAUUUGUUUUGGAAACCAAUGUAUCGGAAAAACGAAUUCUUCAAAACAUCACAAAGGGUCUACUGAGGAAGAGAAAGCAAACGACAAUGCUAUAAAUAGCGCUGUUUACAGCACCUUGAUCUUCAUCCCAGGUAUCAUUGGGUUCAUUUUUGUUUGUUUCCGAACGCACCGAAAAACAAAAAUGGAGGAAGAACGAUUAAAGGAUAUUGAGAGACGUAAACUUUCCCUCCGAGAUGACGCUGUCACGUGACGUCAUGUGAUCUGAGGCUGCAAGAGUUCGACUUUGUUUUACAUAAAAAGAUCAACUGGUCUUUCGAUUUAAAGCAAUAGUUACCAAAACUGUGAGGGGGUAUUUGUAAAAGUGUUUUGGUAAAAUAUCCUAACUAUUCGA